Messenger RNA from Colletotrichum chrysophilum, 2328 nucleotides. RefSeq lists its product as uncharacterized. The transcript is spliced from 5 exons. The record is from RefSeq and is a predicted model, not a curated record. Bases 1 to 2328 code for a protein of 775 amino acids. Gene Ontology annotation, biological process: carbohydrate metabolic process. Lineage: Eukaryota; Fungi; Ascomycota; Sordariomycetes; Glomerellales; Glomerellaceae. Gene Ontology annotation, molecular function: hexosyltransferase activity; UDP-glycosyltransferase activity.
AUGCCCUUGAACAUCGUGAUCCAAGUGGUAGGAUCCCGCGGCGACGUCCAGCCCUUCCUCGCUCUCGCCGCCACCCUCCUCAAAUCAGGCCACCGCGUCCGCAUCGCAACGCACCCCCAAUUCUCCUCCUUCGUACUCGCCAACCCGAACCUCGAAUUCUUCCCCGUGGGCGGCGACCCCGCCGACCUGAUGGCCUAUAUGGUCGAGUCCCCUUCUCUGAUCCCGAAAGUGUCCCAGAUCCGCGCCGGCAUCAUCCAGCGGAAGCGCGACAUGUACACCGAGAUGCUCGACGGCUUCUGGCGCUCCUGCGUCCACCCGGACCCGCUGACCAACGUGCCCUUCGUGGCCGACGCCAUCAUCGCCAACCCGCCGAGCUUCGCGCAUGUGCAUUGUGCCCAGGCGCUCGGAAUCCCGGUGCACCUGAUGUUUACGAUGCCGUGGAGCAGCACCAAGGCGUUUCCGCACCCGCUGGCGAACGUGGGGUACUCGAAGGAGGAUAAGAAGAGCACAAACUUUGCGUCGUACGCUGCUGUGGAGUUCUUGACGUGGCAGGGAUUGGGAGAUUUGGUCAACGCGUGGAGAGUUGCAUCACUAGGCUUGGAGCCGGUCCCCUCGACAGAAGGCCAUCGCCUGCUGGAGGUUCUGCAAGUUCCGUUCACCUAUUGCUGGUCGCCAUCACUUGUUCCGAAACCCAGCGAUUGGGGUUCGCACAUAGACCUCAGUGGCUUCUUUUUUCGAGAUCCGGCACCGUAUACACCAGACACAGACCUCGAAGCCUUCCUAAGGGCUGGUCCCCCGCCUAUAUACGUCGGAUUCGGCAGCAUCGUUGUUGGGGGAAUUGAGGGCCUGAUGACCAUGGUUCUCAGCGCUAUCAAGGCGACUGGCGUCAGAGCCAUCAUUUCGCGUGGAUGGAGUAACUUGACGGGAGAAGAGUCUUCAGACGUGUUUUAUGUGGGUGACUGUCCGCACGACUGGCUCUUCCAGCAAGUUGCGGCGGUGGUUCAUCACGGAGGGGCUGGCACCACAGCAUGCGGUUUGCGAUACGGGAAGCCGACGACCAUCGUGCCGUUUUUUGGAGAUCAACCGUUCUGGGGCGCCGUCAUAGCCAAGGCUGGCGCCGGCCCAGAUCCGAUUCCUUACCGUUCCCUCACCUCGCAGAAACUCAUUCACGCGAUUCAAUACUGUCUAUCCCCAGACGCCGUGACGGCCGCAAGGCAGCUCGCCGAGUCCAUGGAGAAAGAGAACGGCGUGCAAUCUGCAGUCGAUUCGUUUCACAAGCACCUACCGCAGCCAAAGAUGCAGUGCGACUUCUUCCCCGACCAGCCUGCGGCCCUCAUGUACGGCAGGGGGAAGAAGCAGGUCAAGAUGUGCCGGCCGGUUGCUUCGAUCUUGGUGAAGAAUGGCAAGGUGGAGAGGAAGCAGCUCAAGUCAUACCGGUCGAAACCGACGAAUAUCGAGAACCAGAGAUGGGACCCCCUGACGGCACUAUCCGCGGCUUCAAUCUCGACGAUAGUCAAGAUGGCCGGCGCCACGGCAGACAUCAUUGUCAAGCCGUUUGAAGAAUACAAGCGAGGCAGCGAGUCUAAUGAUAAGCUGGCGGUGCCUGGUCGACCGUCGAACGGCGAGCUGGACAAAAAGGCCGAAGCCGAUGCCGAAAAUAUUCGCAGACACAGUCAAGCACCGGCGUUCGCGAUGCUUCCUCUGCCAGGCGUAGGCGUUCCAGAGGGCGGAGACCUCAAACCCAUGAGUCGCCCGGCAUCAUCCUCAUCUCGAGGAGACGAGUCCUCCAGCAAGCCGGGGGCCAUGGCAGUAGCAGCAGCGAACGGUGUUGGAAAGCUCGCGGGCAAUGCGACGAAGGGUCUAUUCGUGGACAUCCCGCUCGCCGUCACGGAGGGUCUCAGAAAUGUCCCAAACCUUUACGGAGAUACCGUGAAGAAGCAUGACGCUGUGGAGGACUUUCGCAGCGGGGUGUCCGUCGCCGGCAAGACCUUCUGUCACGACAUGAAGGGCGGGUUUACGGACAUCUUCGUGCACACUUACACUGGCAAAAAGGAGCAGGGCGCAGCCGGAGCCGUCAAGGGGUUGGGCAAGGGCGUCGUGAGCCUUGUCACGAAGAGCACGGCAGCCACGUUCGGCCUCGUGACCUACCCUGCUCAGGGGAUUUACCGAAGCAUAUGGUCUGCCACGAACGACAAGACGCGAAGAAGCAUUGAGGACGAGAAGCUACUGGAAGGUGAUUGGAUGGUGUCGAUGAGCCCAACGUGGAAAAUGGACCAUGCCGCCAUUGUCGAGGACUUUGACGGUCUACGUGGGGCGAGAGGCGGGUAA